Alligator sinensis (Chinese alligator) is the source of this 3029-nucleotide messenger RNA. RefSeq names its product radial spoke head 3 homolog (gene RSPH3). The transcript is spliced from 8 exons. Gene Ontology annotation, cellular component: cilium. The record is from RefSeq and is a predicted model, not a curated record. The coding region runs from base 49 to 1164 and encodes 371 amino acids. Lineage: Eukaryota; Metazoa; Chordata; Crocodylia; Alligatoridae.
CGCCGGCCGCGGCCUUGUUCGCCCGCUCCCCGUUCCAAACCCGCCGGCAUGGCCUCGGCGCAGCCCGCCCGCACCUACAGCUACUUCAGCCAGCCCCGCGCCCUGCCCGCGCGCCGCGCCUACCGCGGGCCCGCCGAGCAGCCCGAGGAGCCGCGGCGCUAUGCCAACCUCAUGUACGACCGGCGCGUGGUGCGGGGCAGCACCUACGCCUUGCCCCAGCUGCCCUGGGGUCCUCAGCCAGAUCCUCUUGAAGUCCAAAGGCAGGAAGAGGAACGCAGGAAAGCACGUGCCAGAAAGCGGGCAAAGGAGCAUCUGCAGACAAGAACUCCUGAGCCCGUAGAAGGCAGAAAGCACAUUGAUGUGCAAACAGAGUUAUAUUUGGAAGAGCUUGGUGACCGCAUAAUAGAAGUUGAUGUGGAGUGUCAAACAGAUGCAUUUCUGGACAGGCCGCCUACUCCACUCUUCAUCCCAGCUAAAACAGGGAGAGAUGCUGCCACACAGAUACAAGAAGGAGAGCUGUUUGACUUUGACAUUGAAGUCAAACCAAUGCUGGAAGUUUUGGUUGGAAAAACGAUUGAACAAGCUUUGCUGGAAGUGAUGGAAGAAGAGGAGUUGGCCAAUCUGCGGGCACAUCAGUACGCAUUUGAGGAACUGCGGAAUGCAGAGCUUGCUGAAGUACAACGCCUUGAAGAACAGGAGCGGCGCCAUAGAGAGGAAAAGGAACGUCGGAAACGCCAACAGGUACAAGUGCUGCAAAAGCAGAAGGAGACUUCAGAGAAAAUCGCAGCUCGGGCUUUUGCACAAUGUUACCUGGCUGAUCUCAUUCCUUCAGUUUUCAGCAGCCUUCGUGAGAGUGGAUAUUUCUAUGAUCCUGUAGAAAGAGAUAUUGAGAUGGAUUUCCUUCCAUGGUUGAUGGAAGAAGUAGAAAAGACAUUGGAGAAGAAGAUUCUGGGAAGAACAAUGCUUGAUUCCUUGAUUCGUGUGGUGGUUGAAAAGAGGUUGGAUGCAUUUGAUCAGGCAAACACUUCACAGGCAAAAGUUUCUGGACACACAGAAGUUUUUGGUCAGGCAGAUCAAGCAUCUGCUCAGGUAUCAUCAUGUCAAACCUCUGUUCAGCUAAACAUGUCACAUCAAACAGAAACUCAGGAACCUGAAACCAAGUGAUGACCAAACCAAACAUCUGGUAAUCAGGUAUUGGCAAAUAAACCAUGGAUCUCAGCAAAGAAAGAGGUAUUAAUGGCUACCUGCAGAUGUUCCCUUGUCAAAGGAUACCAAAUAAUAAGUACAGAGGUGUAGCAAGCUCAGUGAGUGCCCAGGGUGCAGGGAGAGGGGGUGAGCAUAUGACAACCACUGUAGAUUUGGAGAGGGGAGCAGGGUGUGGAUAAAUUGAAGAGAAGUUUACUUGCUUGGGCUACUGCUGCUACUCCAGUGGCAGCAGCCCUGCAGUCAGGCUCCCUGGGAGCCAGUCUUGGUGCCCCAUUCACUGCCCCUUCCUCCCAGAUACAUACAUAUUGUGUGCAGGGCUGCACCUGUUCUAGCAAAGACCCUCGGUGGAGUCUUUGCCCCACUUGCCCUCCACCUGCAGAUACACUGCUUCAUUGCAGCACUGCGCUGCCCAGCUCCUAUGGUGGGGCAGGAGCAGCAAAGACUCUCAGUGGAGGAGAGAGGGGGAUUCUGGUGCCUUCUCAUAGCGCCCAGGACUGCUGCCCUGCUUGCCCUACCCUAAUUACGCUACUGAAUAAAUAUAGCCUAAAACAAUUUUUAAUGCUAAUUUGAUGACACAAGAACCCAGGUGUGUUAUAGUCUUAAAAAAGAGAAGGCUGUGAGUGAAGUUGAAUUUCCAUACAGGCACUACAGAACUGUAGGUCCUUUAACUUGAAAGGUUGCACUGUUUCACACUCCAUACUUCAAAGGGAAGGGAAAGGAUGUUGAAGGCACAUGUUUACUGCCAAGGACCACACUAGGAUGUACUCCUAAAAAGCAUGCCAGGGCUGCUUCCUCAGUGCUACCACCCAAACCAGAUGUUAUGUAGCUGUGUUAUUAUGACACUGAGAAAGCGAGUUUAUCGCUAGGCACCCAGUGCCACACUAGUUUAGCUAUAUUACACCCAUCUUGGGAGGUAGUCUGUGUGGCACAACUGUCAUUCCUCAUAGCAGCACUGUUGUCCUUUCAUAAUACUGACUUGCCUUAACUGCACAUUAAUAUUCUUAGCAGAUGUCAUGCUUUACGGAGCAACCUGCUGAUAUUUUCAGUCUCAGAACUAGGAUCUCUUUAUUUUCUUUUUAAAAAAAACAUCAACCACCAAAUGUAAAUACCACAUUCACUCCAUUCCAUUUUGGAGACACAACAUAGCUCUUUAUCCUGUUUGUUUUGGCUUCUAAAACAUUGUAUACUCCUCUAAAAACAGAAUACCAUCAAAGAAUUCUCUAGGAAUACGAAGGCUGAAUUUUAAAAUGCUGGGUGUCAAACGUUAAGUUUUAAUAUGCUUCUGAUUAGAUACACAGGGAAAUUACUAGAAUUCCUAAUGUAUAUGGUAGUCAAUUUAAUUCUCAUUGAUAGUUUUUUUCAGAACAGGUAGGGUGCAUCCCCACAAACACACGUGUGCAGGGGCAUGCAUUUCCCACAGGACAAAUAGCAGCAGCACAUAUUUGUACCUCCCAGGACAGCAACGGGUCCUGGCUUGGUGGGGCAGCAGUGGUGCCACUCAGAGCCUGGCCACCAGCCAGGCUCCAGUUUGCUGCUAUGUAUGCCACACCAAAUUUUUUAGCAGUAGGCUUUUUUUUUGACACCAGGAUCUCCCAGUGUCAAGAAAACUCACCAUGCUGCUUAUUUCCCAUGCAGUAAAUGGGCGCAAGUGUGCCAUGUGUGCCAUGCGCCUCAAAAACAGCUUUGAGGCGCCGCAAACUACGUGGACGCAUGUGGGGACGUGCACAUAGAGGACAAAAAAAAUUAUUAAGCUCAGUUUAAACUAGUAAGGAAAAGUUAAUUACGUCUGUGUCUCAAUGUUUAAUGUUUUUGUCAUAAAUAAA